AUACGUUUUUUUUAAGGAAAUUAAUACGGAGUCCACAAAGUAGAUCGUGAGAAAUGCAAAUAAGCAUAUACUUGGAAGCCAGAUGAUCCGUUUUUCUCUCUUGCUCGGUCAACGUACAACCCGGCGACGAACACGCGUCACUUACAAUCACCUCGAACCGCUGUUUAUAAUGGUUUACACGCCUCUUUAACUCUUUUCUAAAUUUCCCAAAAAAAAGAAGAGCGAAAGACUUAUAAUGGCGAUGGAAGUAGCAACUCCGGUUCAUGCACCGGCGCCAUCUCCGGCGACCAACCUCAUUGUCUCAGCAACAACAACCGCCGUGGAAACUCAUAAGAAGAACAGGAUUCAAGUUUCUAACACUAAGAAACCAUUGUUCUUCUACGUUAAUCUCGCCAAGAGGUACAUUCAACAGCACAACGAGGUCGAGCUUUCUGCACUUGGAAUGGCGAUCACAACAGUGGUAACUAUCUCAGAAAUUUUGAAGAACAAUGGACUUGCAACAGAGAAGAAAGUUCUGACAUCAACAGUGGGAAUGAAGGACGAGAACAAAGGGAGAGUAGUUCAGAAGGCCAAGAUUGAGAUUGUAUUGGGGAAAUCAGACAAAUUCGAUUCUCUAAUGACUCCGGUGACCAAAGAUACGGUGAAGGAGGAGAAGGCGGUGAACACAGAGGAGGAACCAAUAGAAACUGAAGUUAAACCUGAAGGCAAGGAGGAGUGACCAUGUAAACAAAUUUCUACAGGUUUCGAGGAUUAAUAUAAGUUUCUCUGCAUAACGAGCAAACUCUUUUUGCUUCAUUACCAACUCAAAAAACAUAUCAAAAAAGUUGUGGUCUUGUGGAAAGAUAAUCAAAUGUUGUGUCGAUGAUUAUUUUACUCUUCCUCCUUGCUGAACAAUAUAACAAUGCUUUAAAAAGAAAACAAUGUUUUCUUGAGUUUAUAUCAUAUCUACCUAGGUUUGCAAAAAGAAAAUUUUCACGAGAUAUCUAAGUAGGCCUUGAAAGGCCUAUCUCUCAUAUAAGGGCCCAUUUUAGUAGGCCUCUGAGAUAAAUAUUACUGUUGAGGACUUGGGUUGCGAUACAGUGAAAUAUUCAAAUAUAGUUCAUGCACCGUUGCAAACUUGCAUACUUUUUCGAUCAACAUGAUGGUGUUAUUGUUGUAGCUUCUAAGUUGGAGAAGGUUUCGCUCAAGGUGCAAAACGCAUGAGUUUUCUUCAAAGUAUAUGAAAUUUAACGAUUUUAACACGGAUGGUUACACAAUUAUAAACCACUUAUGACUUAAUUACAAUCAUGAAACCAAUUAAUCAAAUUUAUGAUCAUUUAGCUCUUCGUUUAGGAGUCCACGUCUUAAAAUAUAUAGAGUGCGUUUAAAUUUAUGAAUUCAAGUCUCGAUGUUGGAAAGAUGUCUUUGACUGUCCUUGACUUCCAAGGACAUUUUAAACCGGAGCUUCUAGCUCUAGUGGUAAAGAGCUUACAGCUGUGAGUACCGCCACCUGAGUUCGAAUUCCGGUCACUGGGGAAUUAACAUUUCGGCAUUGCCAGUGACAGAGGACCGACACGUGGCAACACGUGACUAGUCUGGACCACUUCUGUGGGGCCAGGAUACCUCUGUAUAAUUCAAAGAAAAAAAGACCAAAAUAAAUGUCAAGAGAGGGGAGAAGAAGAGGUGGAAAAACGGCACGAAGUUUGGAGGCGAAACAGAUGGAUAGAGCGAUGUGUCAUUUAACGUCCUUGAAUUUCAUAAAAAUGGAAAUGAAGAUGUGACGUUUCAUUGGAAGAGGGAAAAAGCUUCACCUAAACCAAACAUGGCAUGUGAGUUUAAUGUCUUUUCUCUUUUUUUUUUUUUUAUCUUUCUUUUUCACCGAACUUAGUCACAUGCUCCCUCUAUCAUAACCUCUAAUUUCUUAUAGAACAUAAGAGUUUUCUAAUUAUUCUUGUGAAUAGGUAGGCAUGGUUAUCAAAAAACGAUGAAAGAUCUUUAGUUUAUUUUCUACUUAUAUUUGUGAUUAUGUUUCAAAGGAUAGAAACUGUAUCUGUAGAGCUUUUUGGUUUGCUAUUUAGUUAGUUACUAUAUUUGUAAAAAUAAGAUGGAUUUUUAGCUUUUUAGGAUAAAAGUUACAAAACUGAUUGAAUGAUUGACGAAAUUUUGACUUUUAAAGCCUAAUAGUUAAAAUAUUUAUCACUACUAUUAGGCACAUGUUCUAUUUAUUUACUGAAAUAAAAGAUAGCGUCGAAUGGUUGAGUUUUUUUUUUCGAAUGGUUGAGUUUUUUUUUCGAAUGGUUGAGUUUUUUUUUUCGAAUGGUUGAGUUUUUUUUUUCGAAUGGUUGAGUAUUUGAAGAAAUAUAGACAAAUUGAAACUCAAUGAAGGGAUGGGAGAAAAAUCUAUAGAGGUGUGAAGAGGAGAGGAUUGGGUUGAAAAGUAGGGUCUGUUUCCUUGUGGAGAUCAUAAUUAUUUGGAUGCCACUCUGCUAAUCAUUAAUGCCUUCAUACCCACCCACAUGUUCCCUCUACAUGUAAUUCCAGUCAAUUUUGUUGGACAAAACCCAAACACAAAGCAAUAUCAAUGGUAAGCUAACCACUAUUCUCAAAUCAUUGUUUCUUAAGUCGUUCACUUCUCUUUUUGGAUCUCUUUUUUUAUGAUUGCCAUUACCAAUUGCUUGUCCUUGACCCUUUACAUCAUGUCUAUGCCAGUUUGGUUCAAGUCAUAUAUUUGCUUGCUUUCAAUUUAUCGACAUAAGUUUGUAAAAGCUACAAGCACGACCAAAAUAACAUAAAUUUUGUCGACGGUGACAAUACUGAAAAGUUGAAAGUCCAGAGUAACCUGCUGGAGGUCAAUGUUACUAGUAUUUCUUUUCUUUUUUGUCAACCUGUUACUAGUAUUUCACAUUGCGCUUUUAAUUAAUCCAAAUCAAAAGAUAUUGCAAACAAGAUUUCGAUGUUGGGACUAGUGCCAUUGGAUAACUUUCGUUUAUAUAUGUAGUAGUAGUAGUAUUAUUUUGUUAUAUUUUUGAGGAAUCUUAUUCUACAACAUUAACUUUUAAAGAGGAGUCUUGUCGCUAAAAACAAAGAAAAAGAAGAGUCUUGUCAACCACCUUAUUGCAAAUUUUGAGGGUUGGAUUGGACAUGGCUUUCAGAGAUCAUGUGAGCUUUUGGGACCCAAUUUCUUAAUUAUUGAUUCUCCAUUUCUCACAUAUAUAAAUGUUUUUGUAAUUAAAUUAUUGACAAAUAGCACCACAAUCCUUUGUGUCAUAAGAAUUCCAAUAUCAUAACAGAUUUUUUUCUUGUUACGAACGGUUAUGGUCAAACUAUAAGAGAACAGUCUUUCGUAUUAAUAAAUCUUGUGACAACAAAAGUGUUGUGAACAAAUGCAAAUCAAAACUUGAAAAGAAAAACAAAAAGUAAAAAUGAUUAAGGCAGAUAUUUGUUUAAAAUUUGUGAUUAUAUGAAUAAAUAACUUUACAAUCCGUUAGAUCCAUGUUUACAGCAGUUUAAAAACUUGAUUUUUUCUUUUUUUUUGAGAAUACAUACUUUACUGGUGUACUAAGAUUAAAUACUUUUAGAUGUGUCAAGAAAGAUAAAAGUUAGAAUAAUAUGUUGGUCAAGUUAGUCCAUUUAUAUUCGGUAUAACGCCAUCCUUGGCUAUUGCCGCUGCAUCACAUUAACUGGAAACUAAUGAUCAAACCCGUAUGUUGUGGCCAACCAAAUCUUGUAGAAUGGGUCAAAUAACUAAAAAUGGACUAAUUUCAUACUCGAAAGUACCGUAUUCACCACUAUGGGCAACAACUUUCGGGAGCUCUAAAACAAGUAGCUGAAGCUUCAAAAGCUUCUUUUGUAUCCAAUUAUGAGUAAAGAAUGCAGGACUAGACCAAAUAAUAGCCACAAAGGUUUCCAUUUGUUAUAUUUCAUUUACAUAUUAUAUUACCUUCUACAUAUAUCAACGUUAAAUUAUAAAUCCUUAAACUAUAUGGUUUCAUCUUUAGUGUUCAGCUACUUUAUAAAAGCUGUUUCAACAAAAAGAAAAUAACUUUACAAUGAGCUAUCGUUUACAUAUUCGUCCAAAGCUGGCCGUACGGACAGGCCAACGAGAAGCCACUAAUGUAUAUGGAUUAAUGGUGUUUCAUUUCAUGCAUCAGAUACAUAUCUAAAGUUAGAUUCGCAUAUCUCAUUACAUACAAUUUAUUUCCUAUGUUUUUCUUUCCCCACGAAUUUUAUUAUGUCGUCCUACUUUCUGAAUUCAGAGCCUCUGAGCGGCGCCUCUCCUCUGCGACAUAAAGAGCGGAGCAGGUCGUCUUCUCCCGAUCUCCCUCCUCGGUGGGCCGUAUUUCUCACCGCCACCGGGGAUGGAUUCGCCUAGUCGUCUUCUAGCUUUGGUCUUGUUUUUUGUUUCUGUCAUGGGUCGUGAUGUGCAGAUCUGGAGGUUACUGUGACUCCCUAUCACCACAACGCGACCUAGCUUCACGUUUUGGAUAAGUCUUCUCCUUUCUCCCUUGCGGUUUA
Molecule: messenger RNA, 4494 nt
Organism: Brassica rapa (field mustard)
Lineage: Eukaryota; Viridiplantae; Streptophyta; Magnoliopsida; Brassicales; Brassicaceae
Cellular component (GO): nucleus
Molecular function (GO): RNA binding
Source: RefSeq, a predicted model, not a curated record